Molecule: messenger RNA, 1419 nt
Organism: Condylura cristata (star-nosed mole)
Lineage: Eukaryota; Metazoa; Chordata; Mammalia; Eulipotyphla; Talpidae
Gene: CBS
Product: cystathionine-beta-synthase
Exons: 11
Cellular component (GO): cytoplasm
Molecular function (GO): cystathionine beta-synthase activity; cysteine synthase activity
Source: RefSeq, a predicted model, not a curated record
CCCAGCAUGCCGUCUGAGAAACCCCAGCCGGAACAGGGGUCUGGAGGGUGCCCCCACCUCUCAGGGGCACGUCCAGACACCGGGAGCCCCGAGACGCAGCCCCUGGGGGCCAAAGCUGUGCAGGAGCGUCAGUGGAUACGGCCCGACACCCCCAGCAGGUGCUCCUGGAGGCUGGGCCGGCCCCCCUCCGACUCGCCGCACCACCACACCAGCCUGACCAGCCCCCCCAAGAUCUUGCCAGAUAUCCUGAAGAAAAUUGGGGACACCCCCAUGGUGAGGAUCAACAAGAUCGGGAAGAACUUUGGGCUCAAGUGUGAACUCUUGGCCAAGUGCGAGUUCUUCAACGCGGGCGGGAGCGUCAAGGAUCGAAUCAGCCUGCGCAUGAUCGAGGACGCCGAACGCGCCGGGACCCUGAAGCCGGGGGACACCAUCAUCGAGCCCACGUCGGGGAACACGGGGAAGCUGGACAUGCUGGUGGCCUCGGCGGGGACGGGCGGCACCAUCACCGGCAUCGCCAGGAAGCUGAAGGAGAAGUGUCCCGGGUGCCAGAUCAUCGGGGUGGACCCCGAGGGCUCCAUCCUCGCGGAGCCAGAGGAGCUCAACCAGACGGAGCAGAGCGUGUACGAGGUGGAGGGGAUCGGCUACGACUUCAUCCCCACCGUGCUGGACAGGAAGGUGGGGUCUGGCUGGACUCCGGCAGAGCUGGGGCACGGGCUGGGGCUGUCCCUGGGGUCCCCUGUGGGGUUCCCGCCCUGACCCCGCCCUCCCGCAGGGGGCAGCUCGGGCAGUGCCCUGGCCGUGGCGGUGAAGGCGGCCCGGCAGCUGCGGGAGGGCCAGCGCUGCGUGGUCAUCCUGCCCGACUCUGUGCGCAACUACAUCGGCGACAAGUCCGGCCAGAGGCAGCCGGCGUUCAGGGUUGUGACCACCGGCGACCUGCUCGGCUUUGUGGCUGCCCGGGAGCGGGGGUGGUGGCGUGUGCGGGUGCAGGAGCUGGGCCUGCCCGCCCCGCUGACCGUGCCGCCCUCGGCCACCUGCGAGCAGGCCGUCCAGCUCCUCCGCGAGAAGGGCUUCGACCAGGCGCCCGUGGUGGACGACUCGGGGGCGGCCCUGGGCGUGGUCACUCUGGGGAACACGCUGUCCAGCCUGCUCGCAGGGAAGGUCCAGCUGACUGACCAAGUCUGCAAAGUCAUCUACAGACAGUUCACGCAGGUCUGGCCGACGGCAGCGGCCACCAGCACCCCCACGCCGCGGGUCCCGCCUGCGGGCUGCCCCAGACCACGCAGCUCCAGGGACGUGGAUGGUCGUGUCCCUGAUUCCGAAAAGCUCCGGAACCUCCUCCCCAAGGAGCCUCGCGAGGACGCUUCUGUCCCCUCCAAGGCCCAGCUGGCCCUCACCUCCGGGCCCGCUGUGGGUGCCUGA